This is a messenger RNA of Drosophila ananassae, 712 nucleotides long. RefSeq names its product myosin light chain alkali (gene Mlc1). The transcript has 6 exons. The record is from RefSeq and is a predicted model, not a curated record. Gene Ontology annotation, molecular function: calcium ion binding. Gene Ontology annotation, cellular component: muscle myosin complex. NCBI's taxonomy places the organism in Eukaryota, Metazoa, Arthropoda, Insecta, Diptera, Drosophilidae. Bases 152 to 619 code for a protein of 155 amino acids.
CCGUGGUGUAUCUGUGUCGGUGCUUUCGGACGAUCUUCUGCUGGUCGGCUAUCACCUCAGAAUUACCUUGCCGUACUGCCGCUGACGAAUAACGUUCAGUCGAGACCGAGCUCAUCCGCGAUACAGUUGAUUUUCGCAUCCAAUAGACAAAAUGGCUGAUGUACCAAAGCGUGAAGUUGAAAAUGUCGAAUUCGUUUUCGAAGUCAUGGGUUCCCCCGGCGAGGGUAUCGACGCCGUCGACCUAGGUGAUGCCCUCCGCGCUCUGAACUUGAACCCCACCUUGGCGCUGAUCGAGAAGAUGGGCGGCACCAAGAAGCGCAACGAGAAGAAGAUCAAGAUGGAUGAGUUCCUGCCCAUCUACUCACAGGUCAAGAAGGAGAAGGAGCAGGGAUGCUACGAGGAUUUCAUUGAGUGCUUGAAGCUUUACGACAAAGAAGAGAACGGCACCAUGAUGCUCGCUGAAUUGCAACACGCCCUGCUGUCUCUUGGUGAGAACCUGGAUGACGAACAGGUCGAGACUCUGUUCGCUGACUGCAUGGACCCUGAGGAUGAUGAAGGAUUUAUCCCCUACUCUCAGUUCAUCCAGCGCUUGAUGAGCGAUCCAGUCGUCUUCGACUAAACACAUUCCUCGCCAGAAUGUGUGACAGACCAGAUCAGCUAUAAAUAGUUAGAAACAACAACAACAAACCAACAACAACAACAACAACACCAA